AGACAAAGCAGGGUCUCUUUUUUCCACUCUCUUUUUUCUGUCUCUCCGUUCGGCUCAUUUUGAUAGCUAGCUGCUUUUUCUAGAGAGAGAAAGAGAGGAACGGACAGUGUUUGUUUGUGUGUGAUUUUCUAGGGAUAGAUCAGAAAUAGCCAUGGAUUCAUCAAAGGAUCGCGAGAACUUCGUCUACGUCGCUAAGCUCGCCGAGCAAGCUGAACGCUACGACGAAAUGGUGGAUGCCAUGAAAAAAGUGGCGAACCUUGAUGUUGAAUUAACAGUGGAGGAAAGAAACUUGCUCUCUGUGGGAUACAAGAAUGUGAUUGGUGCGAGGAGGGCAUCAUGGAGAAUCUUGUCAUCAAUUGAGCAGAAGGAGGAGUCAAAAGGGAAUGAAACAAAUGUGAAGAGGAUCAAAGAGUAUAGGAAGAAGGUGGAGGCAGAGUUAACUGGCGUUUGCAAUGAUAUCAUGACUGUGAUUGAUGAGCAUCUCAUUCCAUCAUCUGUACCUGGGGAAUCCUCUGUGUUCUAUUAUAAGAUGAAAGGUGAUUAUUACCGGUAUCUAGCAGAGUUCAAGAGUGGUAAUGAGAGGAAAGAGGCAGCUGAUCAGUCACUUAAGGCAUAUGAGACUGCUACAUCAACUGCAGCAAGAGAUCUAUCUCCCACCCAUCCCAUUCGACUGGGUUUGGCUCUGAAUUUCUCUGUGUUCUACUAUGAGAUUAUGAGCUCACCAGAACGGGCCUGCCAUCUUGCGAAGCAAUCAUUUGAUGAAGCUAUUUCAGAGCUGGAUACCCUGAGUGAAGAGUCUUACAAGGAUAGCACUUUGAUUAUGCAACUGUUGAGGGACAACCUCACUCUGUGGACUUCUGAUAUUCCUGAGGAUGGAGAAGACCAGAAGAUGGAAACCUCUGCAAAAGCUGGUGGGGGUGAAGAUGCUGAGUGAUGAUGCGACUGGAACUCUGACGUGUGAAUGGGAGUAGGAUGAUUUUCCCACGUUGUUGUGUCAUUGCUAUACUUUAAGAGAGGUUUUUAUGGUUUUCUCAUUUGUUGUACCUUACUAUUGUCACUUGGUAUUAGUCUUGUUGUCCGUCAACUAUGUAUUAGCAGGAAUAUUUGUUGGGUUGUAAUAUGGAUGGCCUACGAUUAUUGCUGGUUUUUAAAAUUUCCUUGCAGGCCAAUUAUAUUUCAAUUGGUUGUUUUGGGUAAAGAAUUCAUCUUUUAUUCAGUGAU
This is a messenger RNA of Populus euphratica (Euphrates poplar), 1221 nucleotides long. RefSeq names its product 14-3-3-like protein D. Bases 152 to 934 code for a protein of 260 amino acids. NCBI's taxonomy places the organism in Eukaryota, Viridiplantae, Streptophyta, Magnoliopsida, Malpighiales, Salicaceae. The record is from RefSeq and is a predicted model, not a curated record. The transcript is spliced from 7 exons.